Molecule: messenger RNA, 3299 nt
Organism: Penaeus monodon (black tiger shrimp)
Lineage: Eukaryota; Metazoa; Arthropoda; Malacostraca; Decapoda; Penaeidae
Product: hemocyte protein-glutamine gamma-glutamyltransferase-like
Exons: 17
Coding region: 105-2378 (757 amino acids)
Biological process (GO): peptide cross-linking
Molecular function (GO): protein-glutamine gamma-glutamyltransferase activity
Source: RefSeq, a predicted model, not a curated record
CUGGAAUUUCCCGCCGGCCUUUAAGAGAGACUUGGGUCGGGCCUCGUUAUGCCUCAGUCCGUGGUUAGACUUGAAGCGGAUCGGUCCUUGGGGUUUUCUGCAAGAUGUCGUUCUUCAGUUCCUUCGAGAAUUUCCUGGACAACCUGACCGACCGCUUCAGGCAUGACCUCGAGGUCAACCGCCGCGAGGACAGGGAGAUCGAGAUUGCGGAUGAACUUAAUGAUACAGCCAAUGAAGUCGACUCCGCAACGCCAACCCCGAAGGUGCUGAGCGUGGACUUCCAGGCCAAACCGAAUGCCGUGAACCACUUUUGCGACAAGUACGAAAUCGUCGAGCGGCAGCAAGCGGCUAUCGUCCUUCGCAGGGGGGGGAGCUUCACCAUCGAGGUGGAGUUCAACCUGGAGCUGGAGCUGAAGAAGACCCAUUUGGUGAAGCUCUAUUUUUCUUUUGGUCAGCGUCCGAGCGCGGCGAAGGGAACCCAGGCUGCCCUUCAGGUAUCGGGCAAGAAACUCUUCGACAAGAACCACGAGGAGUGGGACGUGCGCGUGGACGGGCAAAACGGCAAGAAAAUCACCUUCGAAAUUCAGAUCCCCACCGACGCCCCCGUGGGUGUUUGGAAUCCCGCGGUGGAAGUGAGUCUCAGAGCUACCUCGGACACGACCCGACAUCUCCACCGCUCCGACACGCAUGUCUACAUUCUCUUCAAUCCCUGGAACAAGCACGAUGGGACGUACAUGCCGGACGAAGAGAAACGAGACGAAUACGUUCUGGCUGACGUAGGAAAGAUCUGGGUGGGUAACUACCCCUACCCCCACGGCCGCCCCUGGGUCUUCGGGCAGUUCGACGACGCGGUGCUGCCGGCGAGCGUGCUGCUGCUCGAGAAGUCGGGCGUCCCGCCGGAGUCUCGCGGCGACCCCAUCCGCGUGUCCAGAGCCAUCUCCAAGAUGGUGAACAGCAACGACGACCAGGGCGUGAUCGUGGGUCGUUGGGACGGCAAGUACGAAGACGGGAAGUCCCCCUCGUCGUGGUCAGGCUCCAUCAAGAUCCUGGAGGAAUACAUCAAAAGCAAGCGCCCGGUCCGCUACGGCCAGUGCUGGGUGUUCGCCGGGGUUGUCAACACAGUGUGUCGUGCUCUCGGUCUGCCCAGUCGAGUGGUCAGCAACUUCGCCUCAGCACACGACACCAACUUCUCCCUCACCAUUGACGAAUACGUUGACGAGAAGGGCGACGAGAUCGACUCCUCAUACCGCGGUGCUACACCUGGAGGCCUGUAUGAUUCCAUCUGGAACUUCCACGUUUGGAAUGACGUGUGGAUGAUCCGACCUGACCUGCCACAGGGUUACAGCGGCUGGCAGGUCAUCGACGCAACGCCACAGGAAGCAAGUGAUGGCUCGUACCAGUGCGGGCCAGCGUCCCACGAGGCCAUCCGCAGAGGCCAAAUGGAAUACAAGUACGACGUGCCCUUCGUGCUGGCCGAGGUCAACGCUGACGUCGUGCACUGGCAGAAGGACGAUAAGGCACAGGACGGGUUCAAGAAGCUCACCACGAACAAGAGGAGCGUCGGCCGCCAGGUGCUGACGAAGCAGGCAGGACCCUCAGGCGACAAGGAGGAUAUCACACUGGAGUACAAACCGAAGGAAGGGACGACGGCCGAGAGAGUCACGCUACUAACAGCUGCCCGAAGGACCCGCGCCGCCAGACACGCCUUCCGUCUCAUGUCCCAAGAAGUAGAUGACGUUGAGUUCGGCCUCGAGGAUAUCGAGAAAGUGCCCAUCGGCGAAGGGUUCACCGUGACGCUCAAUUGCAAGAACAUUAGCGAGGCCAAGAGAACGGUGAGUGUGGUAAUGAACUGCACCAGUAUGUACUACACAGGCGCCCCCGCUUACCCGAUAAAGCGCCGUGAGGGAGAAAUCGUUCUCGAAGUUGGAGAAACCAAGAACAUGACCAUGGAAGUGACGUACGGUGACUACUACGAGAAACUGGUCGAACACGCCAUGGUAAAGAACGUGGCUAUUUGCACCGUGGCGGAAACCUCUUACGCGUGGGUGGGCGACGAUGGCAUGGAGAUACAGAAGCCGGAUAUCAAGAUCGAGAUCCUGUCGGAGGCCACUGCGGGAUUACCCCUCGCCCUCAGGAUAUCCUUCACCAAUCCCCUGCCGAUAACCCUCAGGAACUGCGAGCUGGAGGUGGAUGGGCCCGGCAUCCUGCGCCCCAAGACUAUACCGAUCAGCAACGUGGGCCCCAGUGAGAAUAUGGUCCAUGAGAUGAAAGUGUUCCCAAAGAAACCCAAGCACUGCACAAUAGUCGUGACCUUCAACUCCAGCCAGCUGUACAACCUCACGGGGUCAACUCAGGUCACCAUCAAUCCGGCAGAGUGAUCGCGUGGUGAUUUUGUGAGCUGCAAGGAAGGAUUUUGAAGAAUGCUAUCUAUCACUCCUCUCCAAAAAGAAAAAGGAAAAUAGAAAAGAUACAUGAUGUUAUUAUCAUCAUUAUUUUAAUGUAUCUGCUGUUUUUUUUCACGUAAUUAGGUGAAUGAAAAAAAAAAAUGAUGUUAAUUUUUACGCAUUUCCAAAUUAUUCAAGAAUCUAGAAAAAUAGAAGACAAAAAAAAGUGUCAUUUUUACUUAUUCCAUUUUUUUUUACUGAUUUAGAAAGAUGGCAUGCGAGAUAUAUUGCAUGACUUUAUUCAUUUUUCCAUUGCUGGUUAUUCAACGCAUGAAUUUGUAUUUUCAGAACUUGUUACUUGAUAAACCUGCUUCAGGCUCUGAUAGCAAAUAACUUCCCAUAACGGAUAAUCGCUCAUACGGACACUUAUUAUAGGAACAAGCUGACUAGUGCAGUUGGCCUUGCAACCGGGUUAUGUAGGCGUAUUGCAUGUUUUUUUUAAAGCCUGCUUAUGUUGGCGAAUUGCGUGGUUAUUCACAAAAUGCUUAUGUUGGCGAAUUGCGUGAAUUUUUACAUGUAGUUUAUGCUGGCGAUUUGCAUGAUUUCCCUAAAUAUUUUUUUGUUGUUGUUGGCAAAGUGCAUGAUUUCCACAUGAUUUAUGUUGGCAAAGUGCAUGAUUUUCUUUGAUUCGAGUUCGAAAGGUAAAUAAAGAAGCUUUUUUUCCCGAACGAUGAAGUUAUUUGAUAGGCCUAUCGCCAACAUUUCAUUUUUUUCACUGAUUCGAUUUGUCUUGGGCAUAAUCACCAUGACAUUAAUAUUUUUUCCGUCAUGUCUGUUUCACUUCAUGUAUGCAUUUCUCAAAUUCGUUCUGUCCCUUAUUGUGUGUGCCUUUCAAAUAAAAGAAUAUGUCUAGAG